ACUGUAAACUCUGCACUGUUACAGUCAUUUCUCAUCAGUUCACUGGAGAGAAAGCAGCAGGAGAGCACGGUUCACGUCUGUAGUGUUUAACAUCAGCUGUAUUGUGAGAAUCUGCAGGAGAUGAUGGAGGAGUUUUCAUUCAGAGGAGGAAAGAGGAAGAGAGGAAAGGAGAAGGAGGAUCCUCAGAGAGUUUUACCGGGAAAAAACACUCUCCCUGAAAGUGAAGCUCCAGAUAAAAAGAGACGGAAAGUAGGAGAGAACUGUAGGCGGCCUAAGAAACAGAGAGGCGGACAGAAGAGUGAAAAACAGCAAAAAUUCAAAAAGCCAGAGACCUUCUACUCUCGCUACACUAUUGGAAAGAAGAUAGGGGAAGGAGGCUACGGAUCCGUCUUCGAGGGAACACGAAAUUCAGAUGGCCUUCAGGUGGCUAUUAAAUUCGUCCCAAAUUCAGUAGGACGACGAUACAAGAUUGGCCCUGAUGGUUCCAGGCACGUUCCUGUAGAGGUGGUUUUAAUGCAGAAGAUGAGCGAGCCACCUGUUGACGACAGCGUCGUACGACUAAUCGAGUGGUUCGAUGAGCCUUGUCGUUAUAUCCUGAUCAUGGAGCACCCUAAACCCUGCAGGGACCUGUGGAAUUUAAUCUGUGCCUACGGAGGUUCUCUCAGUGAGGACAUGGCCAGUGAUAUUAUGUACCAGGUGUUGCACGCAGCAAUCCACUGCCAGAAGCGAGAGAUACUGCACAGAGACAUCAAACCGGAUAACUUUCUGAUCAAUAUGGAGACCGCAGUGGUCAAACUCAUCGACUUCGGCUGUGGUGACUGGAUCAGAGACGACGAGUACCAUAGUGUUAUAGGCACGUGGCUUUACCACCCACCGGAGAGUAUUCUGUGGAGAAGGUACCGCGCCACUCCAGCGACAGUCUGGUCUCUUGGAGUGACGCUGUACAGGAUGGUUAUGGGACACAUGCCCUUUAAAAGCAUACAGGAAAUCGUCCAAGGGCGUCUAGAAUUCAGAGACGACCUUUCCAAAGAAUGCUGUGAUCUGAUUAGAUGGUGCCUGCAGGUUGACCCGAACUCCAGGCCUAGUUUGCUGAAGAUGAGGAAGCACCAGUGGUUCAAGUCCACCUUCCCAGAGCAGGUCAUGGAGAAAGAUGAGCCUUCAAGAACAUUAGCAUGAAGGACAAAAGGGCCAUUAACCGGCGCCAAGCAGCUUAAUGCAGGGCGUUUUAGUGUGUCCUUGCUAUCAUAACAACGGGAAAAGUACACCGUGCAGUGAUCAUUGUGACAAGGUGUAAGAUAGGGCCCCACCAGUUUAAAGUGUAUUCACUACAGUGGAAACUAUUUGAGAUGUACACAUAACAAUGCUUUUUGAUAGGAAAGUGUACAAUAUUUACCAGUGGUAAAUAUUCGGCACGAUAUUGGCUGAGGUAUCCGGUGUCGCCCAGAGGAGGAUGGGUUCUUCUUCUGAGUCUUGGUUCCUCUCGAGGUUUCUUCUUGUUGAUCACAGGGAGUUUUUCCUUGCCACUGUCGCCUUUGUGCUUGCUCAGAUGAAGCUCGGACCCGGAUAUCUGUUAAGCUGCUUCAUCACAGCGUUCUUUAUGUUAUGUUUUUCCACUUUAGUGAUUGCUUUUUGACAUAAAUUUGACAGAAAUCUUUGUACAUAGACAUUGGCCUGUUUACUCCAUAACCCCCCAAAAAAAACAAAUAAAUAAAGUAACCUUG
Molecule: messenger RNA, 1721 nt
Organism: Astyanax mexicanus (Mexican tetra)
Lineage: Eukaryota; Metazoa; Chordata; Actinopteri; Characiformes; Acestrorhamphidae
Product: serine/threonine-protein kinase pim-1
Exons: 7
Coding region: 121-1176 (351 amino acids)
Biological process (GO): protein autophosphorylation; negative regulation of apoptotic process; regulation of mitotic cell cycle
Cellular component (GO): cytoplasm
Molecular function (GO): ATP binding; protein serine/threonine kinase activity
Source: RefSeq, a predicted model, not a curated record